AUGUUCACUGACACCAACACGUACAGCGACCUCACUGGGCGGUAUGGCUUCACCGUGGUUGAGGUACGCAUGUCACCUGACAAUUCCACAGCGUACAUACUGUGGGAUGCUUUCCCAGAGCGGCAUGAUGCUGCCGAGAGGGAGCUGAACCAGAGGGUGUCCAGGCUGAGGCGAAGCUUGGCCCAUGCGCUGAAGUCCAGGCAUGUGCCGAGGCUGGAGUUCCGCAGAGACGCACCGUCCUCUGAAGAGCUGGCUGUGGAGGAGGCUCUGCAGCGCUUGCAGAAUGAGCCGUAG
Coccomyxa subellipsoidea C-169 is the source of this 294-nucleotide messenger RNA. RefSeq lists its product as hypothetical. Gene Ontology annotation, biological process: rRNA processing. The record is from RefSeq and is a predicted model, not a curated record. NCBI's taxonomy places the organism in Eukaryota, Viridiplantae, Chlorophyta, Trebouxiophyceae, Coccomyxaceae. The transcript is spliced from 3 exons. The coding region runs from base 1 to 294 and encodes 97 amino acids.